AUGCCAUAUUCUCGCAGCAAUUUGGUUAAUGGCGUAUCGGUGUCCGGUGGCACAUACCUCAGCAACGCCAGCUCCAUUGUGUAUGAAACAAACAUCAAGCUGGGCGACGAAUUCUAUUAUAUGUUCACUGUCUCUGAUGGUUUACCGUUCACGCGCUUCACGCUUGACUACACAGGCACGCUCAAGUCUCUAAAUUGGAACAGCCACUCAUCAUCAUGGACAGUCCUGUUUGAGAGGCCCAAAGCUGCUUGCGACGUCUAUGCCUCAUGUGGCCCAUUCAGCUAUUGCGACCUCACUAGUACUGUGCCGGCAUGCAAAUGCUUCGAUGGGUUUGAGCCUGACAGUCUUAACUUUUCAAGCGGUUGUCGGCGAACAGAGGACCUGAAUUGUGGCAAGCAAAGUCAGUUCAUAACUUUGACCGGGAUGAAGGUCCCUGACAAGUUCUUGCAUUUAAAGAACAGAAGCUUCGAUGAGUGUGCCGCCGAGUGCAGCAACAACUGCUCAUGUACGGCGUAUGCUUACGCCAAUUUGAGCAGUGGCGGUGCUAGCGAUGACCCGACAAGGUGCUUGGUUUGGACAGGGGAGCUUAUCGACACAGGAAAGUCAACUAACUCUGGCGAGAACCUGUACCUUCGCCUUGCUGAAUCUCCUGUUGACAAGAGCAGUUUACUAAAGGUGUUACUCCCGAUUAUAGCAUUACUGCUGUUGCUGACAUGCAUUGCCCUCAUCUGGACAUACAAAUUCAGAGGAGAAUGGCGAAAGAAGGAAAACCAGAAGAAACUAAUGCGAGAAUACUUUAGCACAUCCGAUGAACUCGAAGGCGAAAGUACAGAAUUUCCAUUUGUUAGCUACAAAAACAUCGUUUCAGCAACAAAUUUCUUCGCUGAUUCAAACUUGCUUGGACGGGGAGGUUUUGGCAAAGUUUACAAGGGCACACUGGAAGGUGGAUAUGAGGUUGCUGUGAAAAGGCUUAGUCAGGCUUCUGGACAAGGCAUCAUGGAAUUCAAAAAUGAAGUAGUCCUAAUUGCUAAACUACAGCACAAGAACCUAGUCAGACUUCAUGGGUGUUGCAUUCAGGAAGAUGAGAAGUUAUUGAUCUACGAAUACUUACCUAACAAAUGUUUGGACACCUUUCUUUUUGAUGUUGCACGAAAACACAUGCUUGAUUGGUCGACGCGGUUCAAAAUAAUUAAAGGAAUAGCGAGAGGUCUUCUUUAUCUCCAUCAAGAUUCAAGAUUAGCAAUAAUUCACAGAGAUCUCAAAGCAAGCAACAUCUUGUUGGACGCAGAAAUGACUCCCAAAAUUUCAGAUUUUGGUAUGGCACGAGUAUUUGGUGCAAACCAGAAUCAUGCAAACACUACUAGGGUUGUCGGGACAUAUGGUUACAUGUCACCUGAAUAUGCGAUGGGAGGUGCAUUUUCUGUUAAAACAAACACAUAUAGCUUUGGUGUUCUUCUCUUGGAGAUUGUUAGUGGCCUGAAGAUCAGCUCACCUCAGCUCAAAACAAAUUUUUGCAGCCUUAUAACUUAUGCGUGGAGACUAUGGGAAGUUGGAGAAGCAACUGAACUAGUGGACUCUUUUGUUGUUGUGAAUUGCUCACUUAAUGAAGUUCUACGGUGUGUUCAUGUCGGACUCUUGUGUGUUCAAGACCAUCCCAACGAUAGGCCGCUAAUGUCAUCAGUUAUGCUUAUGCUGGAGAAUGAAAACACACUACUUCCAACUCCAAAGCAACCUGCAUAUUUUGCUCUAAGUAAUUGUGAAGGUCGAGAAGCAACAGAUAACAUAGAGAACUCCACAAAUGCAAUUAGCAUCACAACCUUGGAGGGUCGUUAA
Molecule: messenger RNA, 1833 nt
Organism: Triticum turgidum subsp. durum (durum wheat)
Lineage: Eukaryota; Viridiplantae; Streptophyta; Magnoliopsida; Poales; Poaceae
Source: the annotation of a GenBank genome assembly